AUGUCUGUCAGCCAGAUUGCCGGUAACCGGAACAGCACGCCCGAGGCCUCGAGCUCGUCGCUGCGCCCACCUUCAUCGAGGGCCAUUGGCGCCAACCACCACCUCCGCGCUUCGGCCGACAUGGGCGUGUUUGCCUCGUCGCCUUUGUCUAACCGCGGAAUUCGCCCCUCCUCCGAGGUCUACUUCAACAAACAGGGCAUUCAGGACGAUGACGCCAUGGACAAUGCUGCCCAGCAGUGGAUCGCGGACAUCGAUCAGUACGAGAUCACGUUGGAGGAGAUGGCCGCUGCGACGCUGGACCAGGAUUUCAAGGACGAGCUCAGUGCCAUCGAGCAGUGGUUCCGUGUUCUCAGCGAACCUGAGAGAACCGCCGCACUUUACCAGCUGCUCCAGCAGACAACGGGCGUGCAGCAGCGCUUCUUCAUUCAGGUCCUUCAGCAGAUGGCCAAGAGCCACCCCAUGUCUAGCGUUCUGUCGCCCGCCAAUUUCGGCGAAAAAGAUCCCAUGUCCCAGAAGCUGAACGAUGCCAUGAACAGGCUCAGCGUCGAGGGCUCCCGCAACUCGGUUGGGCUCGGUCGCCCUCCGCCAUCUCCUGGCGCGAAGCGCAACUCUGGUCUCGACACUAACACAAUCAACUCCAUGUUCCCCGAUGCAGCAGCCGCGAUCGCAAAGCAGAAGGCCGAGUUCACCCAGCAUACCGGGGCUGCCCCCACUUCAAACCGCAACAGCGCUAUUGGCGAUCGCUCAUCGAUGGUCGCUCCUACAAUCUCAGCGCCGGAUGAUGGCAAGAGGGACAAUGCGCCACAGCCACCGUCAUCCCCGUGGGGCCCUCGCAGUACUGAGAACCAGCCACCGCAGCGUCCCAAGUCUUCCUCGAGCCACCACCAGCCGAUGGGUCAGUUUGUUCAGCCUCCACCCUCUGCCGGCGGACUCCGCUCCCCUCGUCCCAUGACGCUCUCCGGAGACCAAAACAUCCAGAGUACCACACUCAAUGCUCCGGACGGCUCUGGAGCCGGCAUGCCUAUGCUCUCUCCAUAUGGAGCCAGCGGAAGCUGGGCGUCAAUGGUGAACACUCCUAUGAUGCCCAACUUCCAGCAGCAGGCGAACCAGGCGGAUAUGGUGGCGAACGCAACGGCGAUGAAGCUGGCCGCUCUUUCCACGGUCAACAACCGGAUACAGCUGGACGAUGUGCGGAAGUACCGCCGGGCUCGUUCUUCGGAGGGACAGGGCUCUGGCCACAACAAUAAUAACAAUGGACAGCAGAACGUUCCCGCCAGCGUUGUCAUGACGAAUGAAUUCGGGCAGGUGCUCACACCUCAGCAGGCAGCCGCUCUACAGGCUCAGCAACUCGCAGCAAUGAACGGUCGCCGUUCGCGUCCCAGCUCCCCAGGCAUGGCGAUGCAGGGUGGUAAUCUCAGUGCAAUGAACUUUGCGUCUCCGCAGAACAAUGGGUUCCUUUCUGCUUACGAUAACAAUAUGGCUGCAAUGAACCUUGGACAGUUUGGAAUUGGCAUGGGCGGUGGCCACGAGGGCUAUCUCUCGGAUCAUUCUGAGAUCAAUCGAGGCCGGUCCCCCAGGGGAAGGAGGGGCAGCUCGAAGCCGCCGGAGGAUCCGACCAACCCGGAUCUCCUCCAGGACAUUCCGGCAUGGCUCAGGAGCCUACGUCUGCACAAGUACACGGACAACCUGAAGGAUCUGAAGUGGACGGACCUGGUUGAACUGGAUGACGAGGGUCUGGAGAAGCGUGGCGUGAACGCUCUGGGAGCUCGGAGAAAGAUGCUGAAGGUGUUCGAGCAGGUCAGAGAGGCCAAGGCUGAGGGAAAGAUAAGCCCGAGUUGA
Diplodia corticola is the source of this 1839-nucleotide messenger RNA. Its product is annotated as protein vts1. The transcript has 3 exons. Gene Ontology annotation, cellular component: P-body. Gene Ontology annotation, biological process: regulation of mRNA stability; nuclear-transcribed mRNA poly(A) tail shortening. Gene Ontology annotation, molecular function: protein binding; mRNA binding; translation repressor activity. The record is from RefSeq and is a predicted model, not a curated record. The coding region runs from base 1 to 1839 and encodes 612 amino acids. Lineage: Eukaryota; Fungi; Ascomycota; Dothideomycetes; Botryosphaeriales; Botryosphaeriaceae.